GUCGGCAUUUAUAUGUCAUUCGACUCACUACAGACACCACCAAACUCAUCUCUCAAUGGUCCUCUGGCUGUCUGAAUCAUGGUCCUAGCGUCAAGUCACACCUCAUAGCAUGCAGCACCGCCAUUGGGUACCACGCCCACCGCCUGCAGACACACAACAGCACCGCACACCCGCCCAUCCAGCCAGCCACCCACAACACAUCAAUAACCCCCACCGCGCAUGCCAUCACUCUGCCCCUCGAUCUCACCUGCAGUGCAAACACCGUCACAAGGGCCACCACGGCCACAUAGCUCAGCCCCUCCGCAGCCCCGAGCAGCCCCGCAGGUCCACUGUUGAGCCCUUGGCCGGUCUUGACCUUGGUGAAGGCCGAGUAGCCGCUCAAGCCCACCACUUGCAGGAAGGAAAGCCCCUCCGCCGCUCCAUAGAUCCCGGCCGGGCCGGGGGGAACCCCACAGCCCGUCUGUGUCAGCGUCAAGAGCGAACACCCAACCAUGGCGCACGCCGCGAGGGAAACCGCGCCCAGCCCGCCUUCAAGCGCUGCGUUGCCGUAGGGAAACCGCGCCCAGCCCGCCUUCAAGCGCUGCGUUGCCGUCGCCUGGCGAUGAGUCUUUCUCGGCCAUCCACAAUGCCGUCAAGGCUGAAGGAUACCGAUGCGGCUUGCGAUGCGCCGAGAGAGAGAGGAGUGGGGUCGGUGGGCGCCGCUGCACAGAUGGAGGGGUGAGGAAGGCAUGCGUCGCUGUCACAUGAGCGAGGAGGGUGAGGAGGCCGAGAACGCUAGGCAAGAUCUCUGCCAUGGAUCUGCGGG
Vitrella brassicaformis is the source of this 805-nucleotide messenger RNA. Lineage: Eukaryota; Vitrellaceae. The record is from the annotation of a GenBank genome assembly.